UCUUUUAUUUUGAAGUCCCGCAGACCGGAAGCUGUCAGUCCUCGGAUGAUUUUCCGGUUCUCUCUCAGUUCCGAGGAUAAACAUCAUGAACGAGACGGAGGGGCUGCGGUUCCGAAGGGUCCACCGCCCGCAGGUCAUCACCGACGAGCUGCCGGAGCACCGCCGCAAGGGCACCGGAACGUACAGUGGGAAGGUGUUCCAGGUGACGCUGCUGUCUCUGGGCGGAUUACUGCUGCUGCCUCUGCUCUUCAUCCUCCUCAUCCUCGAGUCCCCCAUCCACCCCGAGGUGUUCAGUCUGAAGGAUCCCCCCCAGAUGAAGGGCUGCUGGGAGCCCAACCUGAAGCUGAGAGAGGCCGAGAGAAUCUACGAAGACCAGGUCCUCGGACCGGAGUCCAUCGUCAACAUCGGAGAUGUGCUGUUUGCAGGAACAGCUGACGGGAAGAUCGUGAAGCUGAUUGGUCGAAGGGUUCACACGCUGACGCGGCUGGGGAAGCUUCCCUGCGGCUCCAGGGAGCAGGAGCCCAGCUGUGGGCGGCCCCUGGGGAUCCGCGCGGGUCCAAACGGGACGCUGUUCGUCGCCGAUGCCUACCUGGGGGUGUUCGAGGUCAACCCCUCCACAGGAGAGUCCACUCGUCUGGUGUCGGGCGGUCAGCUGGUGGCCGGCAGGAAGCUGUCCUUCAUUAAUGACAUCACAGUGACGCGAGACGGCAGGAAGCUGUUCUUCACCGACUCGAGCAGCAGGUGGCAGCGCAGAGACUACCUGCAGCUGCUGAUGGAGGCCACGGCUGACGGGAGGGUUCUGGAGCUGGACCUGGAGACCCGGGAGCUGACGGUGGUGAUGGAGAACCUCCGGUUCCCCAACGGGAUCCAGCUGCUCCCUGACGAGGAGUCUGUGCUGGUGGCCGAGACCACCAUGGCCCGGAUCCGCAGAGUGCACGUGGCGGGUCUGAACAAAGGGGGGAUGGACACGUUCGUGGAGAACCUCCCUGGGUUCCCUGAUAACAUCCGGCCCAGCUCCGGGGGGGGGUACUGGGUGGCCAUGUCAUCGGUGCGGCCGAACCCCGGGUUCUCCGUCAUGGACUUCCUGUCCCAGAGGCCCUGGAUCAAGAAGUUCAUCUUCAAGCUCUUCAGCCCUGAGGUCCUGAUGAAGUUCUCCCCCCCCUACAGCCUGGUGGCAGAGCUCAAUGAUGGAGGUGUGUGUUCUCGCAGUUUCCACGACCCUGGAGGCCUGGUGGCGGGAUACAUCAGUGAGGUGCACGAGCACCAGGGCUCUCUGUACCUCGGAUCCUUCCGCUCAAACUACAUCGCCAAGCUGGACCUCAGCAAGGUCUAGAGAGAGGGGCCGCAGCAGGAGGAGCGUCCAGAGGGUCCUGGACGCGGGGCGGCUCGAUUCCCAUUUCACUUUGAGUGGCCGAGUGACCCGUUUUCAGUGAGAAGUCCGUCCUGAAGCUCCAAUGGUUGAAGAUAUUUAAUAAACAAAAUCAAACACAAUAACUUAGGACCAAAAGAUCCACAGAAAAAAUGUCAGCGCAAGAUCACCCUCCGUCACCCGCCCCCCGACAUGUAACAGGUGACAUGAAUACUCAAACCUCACCAUGUGACGCCGGAAGAGCUCAACUAAUACAAAUAAAAGUGACGUAAACAAAUAAUAAUAACAAACUCAGGCUCAGUAGCAUUUUGGCUCCUCCCACAUCAGGCUCUCAGAGGGAGCCAGAGCCAAGGACCUGAGAAUCACAACUACGUAUUCCUACACCCUGAAGGCAGCAUCUCUGGUCCAAUGGGAUCUCUCCAUCCUCCAGACCAGGGGACAGGAAGUGAUGAAAUGCUGACUCAUUCCUGCAGCUGUGUGUUCGGGUUAUAUCUGCUUUACUUAUUUACUGAGUAGUUUGUCUUUAAAGUCAGGGAACAGAGUUAUAGUGUUAAAGGAACCUCUAAAGCCACUGGUACGGGUUCUACUGGUGCUCUUUAAUGCUAACGAGGCGUGUUCGGCUUCUGUCCAAUCAGGUGUUUCUGAGGCUGUGAUGUCACUGACCUGCUGAGAACAACAUGCACUAAGAUGCUAACUGGUGGCUAACAGGGGGUUAGCAUUGUAGCUAUCAGUAGCGAGCUAUGCUAAUCAGUAUAGCCAUAUUUAAUCAUGCUUUAUUUAGUAGUUUGUUUGAAACGUUAGUGCUGCCUUUACCGUCUGAUCAUUUGUUGUUGUUUAUUAAAGUGCAUCCUCAGUUACUUAUUUAAUGACAUCCUGCAUGACCCCUGACCCCUGACCCCUGAUGUUAGCAUGUUAGCAGUCAUGAUAUUUAGCAUGUCGUCCUCUCUGGAUGAGCUGCACAUUUUCACUUUAUGAGUUACUUCAUGAAGGUGUGUGUGUGUGUGUGUGUGUGUGUGUGUGUGUGUGUGUGUGUGUGUGUGUGUGUGUGUGAUCUGUUUGAACCUGUUC
Molecule: messenger RNA, 2437 nt
Organism: Trematomus bernacchii (emerald rockcod)
Lineage: Eukaryota; Metazoa; Chordata; Actinopteri; Perciformes; Nototheniidae
Gene: apmap
Product: adipocyte plasma membrane associated protein
Exons: 10
Coding region: 86-1333 (415 amino acids)
Biological process (GO): biosynthetic process
Molecular function (GO): strictosidine synthase activity
Source: RefSeq, a predicted model, not a curated record